AUGGGUGCCAGCAUCUCCUCCAGCCCUGAUGUCCCCAGAUGGGAGCGGGUGACCAUGAAGGAAGCAGGGUGGUGGCAGGCAGGCGAGGGCGUCCGCACAGGGCCGCGGAGCUGCUCCUUCGGGGACGUGCAGAUGUUCUCCCUCGUCCCCUACGUGGUGAACGUGACGGCCGUGAACCCCCUGGGCGCUGCCUCCGCGCUCCUGCCCUUCCUCCUGGAGAACAUCAUAAAGCCGGACCCUCCCGAGGACCUGCGUGUCUCACCCAUCCCUGGGGAGACCAAGAAGCUGCUGCUGGAGUGGAGCCCGCCAGGGUCUUGGCCCUUCCCGGAGUACUUCCCACUGAAGUAUCGCAUCCGCUAUGCCCGGGAGGAGGACUCUGUCACCAAAACGAUUGGGCCGUACGAGCAGACAUCUUACACCCUGACGGGAGUGCAACCCGGGACCCUCCACCACAUCCAGGUGGCUGCCAAGGACUUCACAGACUCCGGGGAGUUCAGCGCCUGGAGCCUGCCAGCCUGGGGGAAGCCCUGGACAGAGCCAUGA
Egretta garzetta (little egret) is the source of this 543-nucleotide messenger RNA. It is a transcript of the gene EBI3, whose product is annotated as Epstein-Barr virus induced 3. The transcript is spliced from 4 exons. The record is from RefSeq and is a predicted model, not a curated record. Bases 1 to 543 code for a protein of 180 amino acids. Gene Ontology annotation, cellular component: external side of plasma membrane; membrane; signaling receptor complex. Gene Ontology annotation, molecular function: cytokine binding; cytokine receptor activity. NCBI's taxonomy places the organism in Eukaryota, Metazoa, Chordata, Aves, Pelecaniformes, Ardeidae. Gene Ontology annotation, biological process: cytokine-mediated signaling pathway.